UCUAAAGCGCGAACAUUAGUUGAGGAAGACCAUUGUUACUAGAAGUGUUCACUGGCUUUGAAAACAAAGUGCCGUUUGAGACACAUAAAAACAAUAUAUCAAUAUACGAAAGAUAUAUUUGUGAAGGCAGUGUUAACACAUCCCGUCCAAAAUGGUCAACGUAUUGAAAGGAGUUCUCGUGGAAUGUGAUCCAGCUAUGAAACAGUUUCUUUUGUAUCUGGACGAGACGUCAGCCCUGGGUAAGAAGUUCAUCAUCCAGGAUUUGGACGACACGCACGUUUUCAUCCUGGCUGAAGUCGUGCAUAUUCUUCAGGAACGUGUAGGAGAACUGAUGGACCAGAAUUCAUUCCCCAUCACCCAGAAAUAAACAUCUGACAGGAGCCAUUACAAUUUGGGAGAGCUCGUGGAUGUGGAGAUUCGUCCAGCCUGAACACCAAAACAAAGAUGCACAUGCAGGAUACUCUCUGUGGCAUCAGUUAUGUAAUUCAUUUAUAAAGAAUGUGAAUACGAAUAUAAAGGGAGAAAGUCAUUACAUAUGAAAAGGAAUGACUAAUUAAGUGUAUAGAGGUUGUAUAGCCUAUAGGAAGCAAUAUUGAAAGAUGUUUGGUCAUGGAUAAUAAACAAGCGCAGGAACGUUUGUAGAUGUCAAAUAAAAACUUGAACAAAUAUGCUCUUCGUGUGCUA
Messenger RNA from Triplophysa rosa, 684 nucleotides. It is a transcript of the gene gtf2h5, whose product is annotated as general transcription factor IIH, polypeptide 5. The transcript is spliced from 3 exons. Gene Ontology annotation, cellular component: transcription factor TFIIH core complex; transcription factor TFIIH holo complex. NCBI's taxonomy places the organism in Eukaryota, Metazoa, Chordata, Actinopteri, Cypriniformes, Nemacheilidae. The record is from RefSeq and is a predicted model, not a curated record. The coding region runs from base 152 to 367 and encodes 71 amino acids. Gene Ontology annotation, biological process: nucleotide-excision repair; transcription initiation at RNA polymerase II promoter; transcription by RNA polymerase II.